Galleria mellonella (greater wax moth) is the source of this 6085-nucleotide messenger RNA. RefSeq names its product polycomb protein suz12-B (gene Su(z)12). Gene Ontology annotation, molecular function: chromatin DNA binding. NCBI's taxonomy places the organism in Eukaryota, Metazoa, Arthropoda, Insecta, Lepidoptera, Pyralidae. Gene Ontology annotation, cellular component: nucleus; ESC/E(Z) complex. Bases 74 to 2362 code for a protein of 762 amino acids. The transcript has 9 exons. The record is from RefSeq and is a predicted model, not a curated record.
CCUGACGCUGUCAAGUCAACGAACUGGUGAACUUGGCGGUUUCAGUAGUAGUUUAGAUAAAAAAACUGUAGAAAUGCCUCCCAAGAAGCGUGAUAAAGAUAAUGAAACUAACAAAAACUCUAAGAUUGACCACUUACAAGCUGACCAUGAAUUAUUUUUACAGGCUUUUGAAAAACCUACUCAAAUAUAUAGAUUUUUGCGGACACGUAAUAUGCUAUCGCCAAUAUUCCUUAAUAGGACACUAUCUUACAUGAAACGUAGAAUGUCUAGAAGCAAUAAAAGCCGCAUUGGUUUCAAAGUUGACUCCCUGCUUGAGAAAAUCACUUUGAAAAAAAGCACAGAACUCCAGCCUAACAGUUUAGGAGGUUAUAUGACUCUUACUUUCCUAGGAUUUUACGACAAGAGUUUAGAUGAUCCAAGAGAUUAUCAAGUGAAAGUGGAAACAUUACUACUGAAGAUUUGUCAUAAAAAGAGAAAAGAAAGUUCAUCAGCCAUUGUGGAAGUUUCUGUUGGUAGUUGCUCAGUGCCCCUCAAUCCAUCAACAUCUGAGCCUCCAGCAAUGGCAUCAGCUGUCAGUAUCUCUAGUGACACAUUUAGCCCAUCCCAAGGCCCCAAUGUAAAAUCUUAUAUGCUGAUGCUACGAGUUACAGUCACUAGGGCUUCAGGAAAUUCUAAUACGAAUGGUGCUUCUAGUUCUUCCGAAAUCACUAAUGGUGAUUGUGAUGAGCCAGUAACAAAAAGACUGAAAUCAACCUCUACGGAUCAUCUCAAUUCAUCUGACAUCAAAUGGACUAAGCUCUAUGGCAGCGAGCUUAUUGUGUAUGAUAAGCACAAUAGAUGUCUUCUCACAAAUGGGGAAUAUGAUCUAGUCCUGCAUGAUGCAUCACCUGGAGGGAGGAGUGCAACUAUUGCCAGAUCUCCACACAAAGCUCUAAUGGCUCAGUGGGAGACUAUACCUAAUGAAAAUGAUUUACAAUCUGAAACAAAUCCAUUUGAUAUAUUUAAAGUGAGACCCUUAUUGAAAUUAAAGUUAAGCUGGAGCCAAGAACCCACCAAUGGCUUAGUGAAUAGACCAAAAUUAUAUCAACAAAUUAAUGAAUCUAAUGGCGUGAAGAAAGAGACUAAUAGCAGCAAAGAUAAAAUUCCUAUGCAAAAAUCUAGUACUAGUGAUAAUAAAAAUGGCGACAAGCUAAAGAGUGAGGAAGGUGAAACAAAACGUCAACAAAUUAUUUACCAAUUCCUAUACAAUAAUAACUCGAGACAGCAGACUGAGGCUUGUGAUGAUCUUCACUGUCCAUGGUGUUCAUUGGACUGCGGGACAUUGUACUCUCUCCUCAAGCACUUGAAACUGUGUCAUUCCAGAUUUAAUUUCACAUAUUUCCCGAUCCCGGGCGGCGCGCGCGUGGACGUGUCCAUCAACGAGCUGUACGACGGGUCGUACACGGGCUCGCCGCACGACCUGAUCGCGGCGCAGGGCCGCUCGACGGCGGCGGCGGCGGCGGCGGGCCCGCGCGCCGGCCCGUCGCGCCGCGCCGCGCUGUCCCGCGUGCUGCUGUGGAGGCCGCGCCGGGCACGCCGCGCCGCGCACAGCCUCGCCGAGUUCCUCGAGCUCGACGACGACAUGGCCGACGCUCAGCGGCCCUACCUCGCCGGACACAACCGACUUUACCACCACACAAUUACAUGCCUGCCUGUGUAUCCCAACGAAUUGGACAUUGAUUCAGAAAGUGAAACAGAUCCAUUAUGGCUUCAACAAAAAACUAUGAUGAUGAUAGAUGAGUUUACGGAUGUAAACGAGGGUGAAAAAGAACUCAUGAAAAUGUGGAAUCUGCAUGUAAUGAAAUACAACUAUGUUGGAGAUUGUCAGAUCCCCAUUGCCUGCCAGAUGUUUCUGCAGAUGAAAGGAAAGGAGCUUCUAGAGAAAAACUUAUAUAGGAACUUCAUCCUUCACAUGUGCUCUUUACACGACUUUGGGCUGCUGAGUCCGGUUGCACUCUAUCAAACUGUACAAACGCUCAACCAAAUGCUGGCAGACAAUGCCGAGGCCAAAGAGAAAAUGCGCGAAUCGCUAAAAGCUCAGCGCGAGCACUGGAACGCGGUUGGUAAGUAUCAGCAACCUGCUAUCAUAGAGCAAAAACCACAGUUGAAUACGGCUAAACUAAAUAAUGCAGAGGCAUCUCCGUCAGUGAGACGAAAAACGUCUAAUUUACAAAACGCUAAUAGAAUGGCUAGCGCGAGUGCCAACUUCAGCAAGUCGGCAAGUCCUGGACCCAACCACCCUGAGAAUAAAAGGAAGAUGUCCUCUGGAAGUAUACAAAGCCGAAAACGCACAUCGAUAUCAGAGAGAAAAAGCUCUGUAUAGCGAAUAUUCAGUGAUUAAUUUAUAAUGGACUCACCUAGAGAAUUAAAUCUCAAAUUACAAGAAGUACACUAAAAGAGUAAUUUAUAUUUUUUCCUUUUUUUUUUAAUCAAAUUUCUCGACUUAUUGUCAAGUUUGCCAGGAGUUUAUUAGUUAUAUUUUUGUAAUAAGUUCAAUUUAUUGUCUUAUAUUCAAGAAAUAUCACAUUAAUGAACAAUGAUGUUAAGUAAACAAUAAACAUUAGAAAAUCUUAGAUAAAAAUUCUAAACUAUUGCACGUUAUUUGCAUUCAUGAUUUAGAAUUGGCGCCAUAUCAUUCAAUUUUGACAUGAUUUUCUCAUUAUUAUUAGUUAAUAUAAUUACGUUACUGCCCAAUAUGAUUGUGUUUAGAUUAUAAGUAAAUCAGUCCAUGAAAUGGAUAACAUUAGUUUUAAUUAUUAAAUUAUACUUUCUUUCUGGAUUUAGAUCUCUGUUAACAAAUAUGUAUUCUUAAACAUAUUUCAGUUGACAUUAUAUUAUCACAAAUCAAUAAGUAGCUGUGAUUUUGACAAUCAUUUACAUUUAAUUUGUAAGUUAUAUUCCUUUUUGUAUUCACUAUAAAUUGAGUUGCAUUAAUCAACUUUUUAUGACAAUGUUGUUAAUCUUUAUCUGAGAAUAGAAACACAUUCAAAUGUUGUGAAAUGAAUUAGAAUAUUUUGGAAAAUCACUAAUGUUAAAACCAUAAUUUGAUAAGCAGGAUUAGACUAAACAUUUAUAUAUUAUUUCAUUAACUUUGUCACAUCUGAACAUAAAGUCAUGAUCUAUUUUCAUGAGGAUUAUUGGCUGUCAAGAUGAGCACGGCCUCUCUUUUGAGGACAUUUCCCACCCAUGCUCCGAUACCUCGUAGUAUCCCAUCACUGCCAUGUGCUGUUAGUUAUAUGCAUAUUGAAAAGGUAGCAUCACUCACAGGAUGCAUUUGACUGAUAAAACAUCACAUAAAGGUGAAAUUAGACGAAAUUAAUUCUUUCAUUUUAUUUAUUGUAAAUAGGCUAGGAGCAUUUAUUAUUAGUUUUGUUGCUUGACUACAUUUGUGAGCAAUUUUGUUACUCGUAAGUGAGAAAAUACUUAAACCACUUUGACAGAUUUUAUCUAUGGAUUUAAUUGACCAGAUGAGCUUUACAGUUUCUCAUUAUGCUGGCAAAGUCUCAAUACAAUAAAUACUAUAGUAAAUAUAGAAAAUGCAAACAAUAAAUUAAUAUAAAUCAAUACGUAGCAACGCGUAUAAUAAUAAUAGAAAUGUAAUUGAACGGAAGGUAAAUAUUCCAUGGUCAUCCAACGAAAUUCCAGCAAGUUGGAGGCGAAUAUGUCCAGUUGUGGUCAUUAAGUAGUCUCAAUGUAAGAAAGAGGCCAGGGUUUGCUUGGUGAACCCUGUUCUUCUUAACGGAAUAUGAAAUAAGUGCCAUCUACAUACUCACCCAUGCUGGACACUUAUAGAUAUUGACAACCAAUACUUUGGUGACAUAUUCAAUUAAUGAGAGCUUCCGUUUUACUUCAUAUGUAUUAUAUAUAUAUAACCCACAAUACUAAAACAGUUUAAUAUAUAUUAGUAUAAGACACCUUAAAAUCGUACUGUUUUUGGUACAGCCACCUUAUGAAUUUUAUUAAACUAUAUACACAGUGAACCCGCCAGGUUAUAGAAUUAAAUUUACAGAAGUAGUAUAAGUGUUUUCUUACCAAUAAAGAUGAAUUACGAACACCAAUAAUUUAACAUUAACAGAAUUUAAUUUUUCCUACAUUGCUUCUUUAGCCUUAGCCUACCUGGCACUUAUUCAAUUCUAGGUUUACUUUUUUUUUUGGUCCAAUUCCACCUUUAUUGUAGAGUCAUAAAGCAUUAAAUACUGCCAACUUUUUUUGAGGGAGAAAUAAUAAAAAUUAGCUGUGAUUGUUAGAUUUUUAUGCCUUGGGGGAGAGGCCUAUGAAUUGAUACUUUCUUGUUGUACGGUCAUAAAUUUAAAUAGAUACAGCAAAUACGUCAAUCUAUUUAAAAACUAUGCGUGUCACAUUUAAUUAAAACAAUAUGAAAUUACUUCUAAUUUGAAGAUUAUUUUUUGGUCGGAAGGAUAUAUUAUUGAUCGAGCCGAUCCCUUACUAAUAUUACGACUGAAUUGAAAUGAUUCAUAUAAGCGAUCCAUGUUAAGUAUUAUAUUCUAGGGAAAAUUGCACGCAAAGUACAAAGCACAUACAAUUUGCAGUGUGUAUUUAAAUGUAUGACUGUGUUGAAUGAUGUUUGUCCCCAGGUAACUUUGUAUUUGUGGUCUAGAUACGUAAAUUUAUUUAUUCCUAUUAUUACAUUACAUAUUAUUAUUAAAAAUUAGAAGUAUAAAAUCAAUGUUUGGAUGAAUUGUAUAAAAAAAAAUCUUUAUUGUCAUUCCUUUAUAUUAAUUUGGUAUGUGCGACUAAGAAUAAGCCACGAUUAUAUCACUGCCAUACAUAUUAUACAACUACUUGGAUGAUACGAGAACUGUAUAAUCAGUAUUUAAAUUUUCACCCACAUUCUAAACAUUUUUAAACGUAUACAGUUUAUUAAUGGCUUUUCAUAACUAAAUGAAUUGGUCAACCAUAAUUUUUAGUAUUCCCUUAUAUACGGAAAUACUAAUGAUGUUUUUAAAAUGUUUGUAAUAAUGGAACGAAAAUCCGUAUUGUUGAUUGUAUUAAGUUUAUUUUUAAAUAAUAAUUAUCAUCAUUGCCUUACCUUUUCCUAUUUAUUUGGGGUCAGCGCAGUGUCUCCUUCCACAAAUCCCCGUUGUCAUUUCCGGGCUCACUCCUCUUAGGCAUAUCAUCGUUCAAAUAGUCCAUCCACCUUAUUUUACGGUUGUUCCCUUCCUUUACAUCCGUCCACAUUCAUACUUAAUGUUUUCUUUAAAACAUAGCUCUCAUUUCUAUGUUUUAAAGAAAACAUGAUUGUACCGGGACAUUAUUUUGAAUAAUAAUUAGAUUAUUCAAAAAUAAACUUAUAAUUAUAUAAUGCAGUUAUUAUAGUCAGAAUUAGACUAACGACACGAUGAGGCAAAGUAUUGUUUCUAUCAUCACAACAUAAAAGAUACAUAAUAACUACGUACAGAAAAUCUAUUCAUUUAUUCACAGUUUUCGCUGCCCGUCCGCUAGAAGCUGUUGAUAGGGUGGUGAAUAUUGUUAUAAAUACUCAAUGAAAAAGAUCCGCAGUAUAUUAAUACGAUAUUAACAAUGGAGACGUAAUUGUCAGAAACAAAGACACGGAAAUAUGCUGCAAAUGCAUUUAUAUAAAUGUUUAGGGCAUCAUUGUCUAUUCUAUACUUAAGUAUAUUAUUUUUUAUUCUACGCCUUUGUCAUAUUGUGUUGUUGGUAAGCGUCGCCUUUAUUGGCCGUUAUUUAACCAACAGUACAAAUGUAGCUCUAAAUUUCAUAUCAAAUUUGACAUCCAUACAGUGUUAUAUAUUAUUAAUUUCUUGAUAUUUUUUUUUAAACCAAUCAAUCAAUAUUCAUAGAAAGAAUAUAUCAUACACAUCAAUGUAAACUAGAUAAAUAUAACACUGGUAUAUAAUAUGGAAUGUUAAGUUGUAAGAUAAAUACAUGUUCUAACGUAUUUCAAUUUUUGCAAGGCUAUUUUGUAAAAAAAUAAGUAUUUUGUUAUUUUUGUACUGUUCCAUUUUGAGUAACGUUCAGUAAAUUGUACUUAUGGUAAACUGAAAUAUACCUAACGAUUAUUUUA